GUUGCAGGGACAUCAGCGAGGAAGACUGAGACGGCCAAGGCAACAAUGGGCGGUUCGUUAAUUAAUUGGUCAGGGCAGGGUUUACAGAAAUUAGGGCCAACAUUAUCCUGCGAUGCAGAUGCACAUACUUUGAUUUUGGAUAAAAACCAGUUAAUUAAAUUGGAACACCUGGAGAACUGCAGGAACCUGAUGCAGUUGUCAGUAGCCAACAAUCGGUUAGUGCGGAUGAUUGGUAUAGCAAAACUGACUCAGCUUCGAGUAUUAAACUUGCCUCACAACAGUAUUGGCUAUGUAGAGGGUUUGAAGGAUCUGGUGCAGUUGGAAUGGCUGAAUCUGGCAGGAAAUAACUUAAAGACUAUAGACCAGAUCAAUGGCUGUACAUCUCUUCAACAUCUUGAUUUGUCAGACAACAAUGUAUCCCAAAUAGGAGAUAUCUCCAAGCUUUUAUCUUUAAAGACUCUGUUGCUGCAUGGAAACAUCAUAACUUCAUUGCGUACAGCACCUGCAUGUUUACCUCAAGGUCUGGCUAUUCUUUCAUUGGCAGAAAAUGAAAUCAGAGACUUGAAUGAGAUUUCUUUCUUGGCUUUCCUUCCUGACCUGGAGCAAUUAUCAAUUAUGAACAACCCCUGUGUGAUGGCCACACCUUCCAUCCCAGGGUUUGAUUAUCGGCCAUAUAUUGUCAGUUGGUGUCUCAGUCUUAAAGUCCUUGAUGGCUAUGUGAUUUCUCAGAAAGAAAGCUUGAAAGCAGAAUGGCUUUACAGUCAAGGAAAGGGGAGAUCGUUUCGACCAGGCCAGCACAUUCAGUUAGUACAGUAUCUGGCCAGUGUUUGCCCUCUUACUACUAUGCUUGGGCUCCAAACGGCAGAGGAUGCCAAACUAGAAAAAAUACUACAUAAACAAAGGUUGCAUCAGAGGCAACUGAUGUACCAAAGCCAAGCUGAUGAGCAACCUGUAUCCUCAACUCUGCAUAAAGGGCUGCCUGCUACCAGUGAGCCAAACAGCCCUGUCCACGGGCCACAAAUAAUGACUGAAAGUGAACCUGUUAUCAAGAAGAAUACCUGGGUUAUGACAAAACCCAAUGAUGACCAUUCCUAUGCAGUUAAGAAUGUUUGUCUGGCCUCAGUGCAAGCUGAAAGAAGUACUUCUAAGGAUCUUUAUCUGGAUGAUAUACAAACUGAUGAAGACAAGUUGAACAGUAGUCUCCUAUCCUCAGAGUCUACUUUUAUGCCUGUGGCUUCAGGGCUCUCUCCAGUGUCUCCUACUGCUGCAGAACUGAGGCUUCGUGGAAUUUGUAUUGAUAUAGAAGACAUGGAGGGUGCUGAUCUUGAGGGUAAUAAGCAAGAUGAAACCAUAGAAAAUACAUCUAUGGUUCUUGGAGAGUAUACCAUCAAGUCAGCAGAGAUUGUGGUGGAAACUCAACAGGAAGAAAUAUUAUCCGCUUCUAGUUUAUUAGAACCCACUAUUACUCUGUCUGCUGGAAUUAGCAGUUGUCAGACAUCCUUUGAAGACCUCAAGCAAUCAGAAACACCUGAAGAAAAAUUAAUCAGAACAGUUUCUCCAACCAAAUCUCUAGAAGAACUGUCUGCUGAUGCAUCUGCUACUUUAAUCCAAAAGCAAGACGUGCUUGGAGAAACAAACAGAGCAGCCACCAAGAUCCAAGCCCUUUGGAGAGGUUUUUACACAAGGAACUACCAUCCCAGAGCCAAGGAAGUGCGCUAUGAAAUUCGACUCAGCAGAAUGCAGAAUCAUAUUAUGCAUUUAACUGAAGAAGUAAAAAAAUUAAAAAAAGAAAAAGAUGAAGAGAAGCUUCAAAGACUUGUGCAAGAGGAAGCUGUGAAAUUCCUUUGGGACCAGGUUAGAGUCCUCCAGGAGUGGCAGCUUUCAGUAAACCCACAUCUAACUACUAUCGGUCAACAUGUAAUUCCUACAUCAAGCGUUUUGGGCCCUGUCAACUUACCUACUGAGUCAUCUAGACCAAAUAAAAUAUAUUCUCCUGUUGAUAGUUCAACCUGGUCAAUUUCAGCUGCUGAGGCUUGUCAUCGGAAAUAUUUACCAGAAUUUCCUGACUCGGGCUUCCAUUCCUGUGUGACUGAUCAAAACUGCCUUCAUGAAUCGCAAGGGUCUGAAGAAAAUUUGGCAGAAGGCAAUGAGAGCUCUCUAGGGAAUACUUUGGAAACGGUCAGACGAUGCAAAGGUUCUCCUUCGGAAGCUGAGGAGGUCCAACUGGACUAUGGGGAAUAUGAUAAGGAGAGCUUCAACAGUGAUCAGGACGGUAGUCUUCUCCAGCAGUAUUUAAAAUCAGUUGAGCAGCUAGAUCAGGCCGAUGACAAGACAAAUUGCAGCAAUGAAACAGAAAGCAGCAGGCCCCAUACGGCUGUUUCGUCAGAAGACCAGGAUAUCUUACGCGAUGCUGUGUCAGGCUCUCAAGUGGUGCUUACCUCAGAACAAGAUGGAAUUGGUCACGCCCCAGAAAUGUGCAAUUUGAAUGAAGAAAUGAAAGAAGGAAGACAGACAGACUUUGAUUCUUCAUUCCAGACACUUCCUGUUAGCGUAUCUGUGUAGCAGGCACAUACUUGUUGAAAAAAUUAGAAAAGCCACGUUAACGCUUUUUGUUAUUUAUACACAUUUUCUAUACAUUUUUCAAGCUUGUGCUCUUUUGCUGUUAGAACAGUUUUGCUAAUCUGCUAAUCUUUUAACCUUUGACUGACAUUGUGUUAAACUGUAACAAGUAAGGUUCACUAUGAUGAACAUGAUGCACUUAAUUUUUAUGCGAUUUGAACAGUCAGGUUUCUAUGAAAUAUAAUUUUGAAGAUUCUAACUACUUUUCCUAUUACCUUAGUUGAACUAAGCACUUCUUUUCUCCCAGAAGACAAAGCAUACCUGCUUAUUAUAAUCCUCAUUUUAAUAAACUAUAGAGAGACAUUCAAAUAGUCGAGAAUACUUGUAACUUGAAGGAUAUAGGCAGACAGGACAUACACAGAAAAAAUAUUGGUUUAUAUCCAGAUUUAGGUGCAUGCGACUGGGCUGGUGGAAGUGGGCAUCCCUGUCCACUCCUUCUCACAGUGGCUCCUGAACAUGCUGCACAGAGUACCCGGCUCCUCUGCUGAAUGGAGUGGGCUGUGGCGCACUUCCAGCAGUCCAGUUGCACAUGCCUAAAUCUCGAUCCAGCCCAAUGUGUUUUGACCAACAGCUCAAAAACAUAUGCUUAAACUCAGGUACUAAGCCAUAGCUUGGAUAUUUUAUUUGCCAGUCUUGCUUACCUGUACAAAUCAUCUUGUUUUAAGGAAAGACAAAAUAGUCCACUUCCCAAUACAUACAACAUGCUUUUUCCAAAUUUGGCUGCCGAGUUUCACACAGCCCAGGCCUUUAUCAUAAAGGACAGUCAUUAUGAUGCAGUUUUGACUAUAAUCUCGAUUUUCCAGCAUUAAACAAAAGCUUCUAUAAAUACGAUGCAGCAGAACCUGCUAGGAGAUUUCAAAGGCUAGGAAGUAUUUGUCAUCAGCCUCUAGCACUGCAUUCCAAGAGUCACAAAUCUGACUUGAUCUUCUUUUAGCUGUACAAGUUCACUCUGGCAAAUUCCUUAAAUAACAGUGGGAGAGUUUUCUUUUAAAGUCAAGUGAGUCAGAGUUAUAUGGCUAUUAGUCUUGCAUGGGUUCUACUCCAUUUAUUCUGGUACUAGCCUCUCGUGGUGCUGUAACAACUGAAGUUUAAGACAGGGGCUUGAACAUACAUCAAGAAAUUGUCUUGGUUGCUGACAUUGUCUGCUCAAACGGUCUCCUCUGAAAUAGCAGGGACAUAAGAGAGGCCAGUGGUUGUAAUUGCUCACUGCUAAAGGAGGAUUGGCCCCUAAGCAAACUACCCUGCUACAUUACUGUGACUCAUGGGUCUUGGGAUUUCUUGCAAUCAUGGAGAGUUGUAGGUCCUCCUACUUCCAGUUGUAGCUAUCAGGAGAGUAGCCACUAUGUUCCCCUCACCCACUGGUUUCCAAUUAAUAAUGUUUUCAAUAUUAAUCAUGUGUAGUUGCUGUCACUAAUAAAUAAGUAUUUUAUAUUCAUGAAGUUUUGGAACAUUUAGAUGUGAUGAUUGGUGACUUGACAUCCAACAUUGUUUAAGUAAAAAAAUCAAGGUUAUAGACUGCCUAUAGAUCAAUGAAUCAAUUAUAGAAAUUGCCGUGGAGAAAUUACUUUACGAUAUAUAUGGAUAGGCAUUUGUAAAAAGGCUUAACACUUGAAUCCCAACCUUUAAGUUUACCACUCUUGUAUUUUGGAAUGCAAGAAUUUAUGCUGUGGUCUUGCAUUUUGAAAAAGAAAGAUGAAGAAAAAUGGGUUUAAUUGAGGAAUUGCUUAAGAGGUCUUGGACACUUAGCUGCUAUUCUCCAUGUUACCUACUGCAUUUUUUUAUAUUUGAGCAAAUACUUUUUUAGUCUUUUUCUCCCAUUUUAAAAUGUCUUGGAGUUACUAGUAUUGCUUUCUUGAUAUGUCUUCAUUAUAGUCCAUUCCCAAUCCCAAAUAUGAAAUUAUUCCAUGUACGCAAAAGCAACACAAGACCAAUGCACUACUGAAGUUUGUUAUGCAAACAAGUAUUUAAUUUGUUAAAUGCCUAUUCUGUGCUGGAGAGAGAGGCCUAAAAACAUUAGGUAAAAUUCACACAAAGGACCCAUUGAUUUGAAUGAGAGAAUUAGUUUAGGAGUGUUCUUAAACUUUGAAAUAAAUGGGACUUAAGCUUAAUUUUGCCUUUUUUUUUUUUUGGUACUUUGUACAAUUGUCUUUGUAAGGAUAAUAUCUGUAUAUUUUGAUGAUGAACAAGGGCACAUUUGCCUUCUAGGGUGUAAUCCUUUACAUGUUUAGUCAAACAAAAGCCUGCAACUUCCAGCAUGUUCCAGUCAGCCAUGCCGGAUGUUGUAGGCCAUUCCCCCCGCCCCCGCUUCCCGGUCUAAACAUACAUAGGAUUGUGCCUUUAUUUGGCUUGAUAAAAUCUGUCUUCCAUCCCAUAGAAAUUAGUAGGAGUUGAAAGAUGCAGCAUUUUGGAGACUUGGGGAAUUGUAGAGAACUAUUUUGGGUCCAUUCAGUACAAACAGUGAUAGAGUAUUAAAAUAAAUACAGUAUGAUUUUAAAGAAAAUCUCUGCUGUGUCUAAAACAUUGUGAAGCUAAAAGGAGUCAUGAGUUUGUAUUUAUAUGGGAAUUACUGUUUCUCUGCUAUGAUGUCGUGUAUAUGAAUGAUUGGCUAGAUUUGGCUGCAACAUGCUGUUUGAAUGUCAGGAAGACAAUCAGACUUGUAAGUGCCAUAAGAGGUGAUUCCACAGGAAAAUCACAUUUUCCAACAACUUCAGAAUUAUUGUAAUGUCUAUCUAUGCUGGGAGGGGGUGGGGAGUCAACUGAA
Messenger RNA from Elgaria multicarinata webbii, 5380 nucleotides. It is a transcript of the gene CEP97, whose product is annotated as centrosomal protein 97. Gene Ontology annotation, molecular function: protein binding. Lineage: Eukaryota; Metazoa; Chordata; Lepidosauria; Squamata; Anguidae. The transcript has 11 exons. The record is from RefSeq and is a predicted model, not a curated record. Bases 46 to 2562 code for a protein of 838 amino acids.